AUGGAGAGAAACAAUGAGAGCUCUGGAGGAGAUUUCAUUUUGCUUGGGUUUUCUGACCGGCCGAAGCUAGAGAUGGUCCUGUUUUUUGUCAACAUGAUCUUUUACUUUCUGGCUGUUGCUGGCAACUCCACGAUCAUCUUCCUCUCCCUGGUGGACCCUCGACUGCAUACCCCUAUGUACUUCUUCCUCAGCAACCUGUCUCUCCUGGAUCUCUGCUACACAACCAGCAGCAUUCCCCAGAUGUUGGCCAACCUCUGGGGCCCAUACAAAACCAUCACCUAUGUGGGUUGUGUCAUCCAGCUCUUUGCCUUCCUCUCUGUGGGGGGCAUUGAAUGCAUUCUACUCUCUGUCAUGGCCUAUGACCGCUUUGCGGCUGUGUGCAAGCCGCUUCAGUACAUGACCAUCAUGCACCCGCAACUGUGCCUGCAGUUGGCAGCCUUUGCAUGGCUUAGUGGCAUUGCCAACUCCGUCUUGAUGUCCCCACUGACGAUGUCCCUGGGGCGGUGUGGUCACCGCCGCAUCAACCACUUUGUGUGCGAGAUGCCGGCUAUCAUUCGAAUCUCUUGCGUGGACACCAGUCGGGUUGAAGGCCUGGCUUUCUUCCUGGCCAUUCCCAUCGUUCUUGUGCCUCUCACCAUGAUACUUGUCUCCUACGGUUACAUCGCAGCUGCGGUGCUGGGGAUGCAGUCUGCAGCCGGGAGGCAAAAGGCCUUUAACACCUGCUCCUCCCACAUGGUCGUGGUAUCUCUUUUCUACAGCAGCAUCAUCUACAUGUAUAUGCAGCCUGGGAAUAUAGCGAGCCAGGACCAGGGCAAGUUCCUCACCCUCUUCUACUGCCUGGUGACCCCCACCCUGAAUCCCUUCAUCUACACGCUGAGAAACAAAGAUGUGAAGUGCGCCAUGCGGAAGCAAAUGCAGCUUCACAAAGCUAGCAAACAGAGUCUACCUAUAGGAGAUAAAUAUUAA
Cervus elaphus (red deer) is the source of this 966-nucleotide messenger RNA. RefSeq names its product putative olfactory receptor 2W6. The transcript is spliced from 2 exons. Gene Ontology annotation, cellular component: membrane. Gene Ontology annotation, molecular function: olfactory receptor activity; G protein-coupled receptor activity. The coding region runs from base 1 to 966 and encodes 321 amino acids. NCBI's taxonomy places the organism in Eukaryota, Metazoa, Chordata, Mammalia, Artiodactyla, Cervidae. The record is from RefSeq and is a predicted model, not a curated record. Gene Ontology annotation, biological process: G protein-coupled receptor signaling pathway.